Messenger RNA from Vombatus ursinus (common wombat), 4202 nucleotides. RefSeq names its product beta-1,4-N-acetyl-galactosaminyltransferase 4 (gene B4GALNT4). The record is from RefSeq and is a predicted model, not a curated record. Lineage: Eukaryota; Metazoa; Chordata; Mammalia; Diprotodontia; Vombatidae. The transcript is spliced from 20 exons. The coding region runs from base 319 to 3540 and encodes 1073 amino acids. Gene Ontology annotation, molecular function: acetylgalactosaminyltransferase activity. Gene Ontology annotation, cellular component: Golgi cisterna membrane.
GUGGACGCUGAAGUGGGUCUGCGCCUGGCUGUCCCUAGAGUGAGAGAGGGAAGGAAGAAGGGACGGAGGAAGGGAGGGAGCGCCGGCCCUGCCCAGUCCUUCCCUGCCCGGCUCGGCCCAUUCGGGCUCUGCCCAGCCUAGUCCAUUCCAGCCCUGCCCGCCCCUUCCCUGCCCAGAGCUCGGGGAGCAUGAGGCUGGUGGUGCCUGGAGGCCGAGGCAGCUAAGGACUGCCGGAGCAGGAGGGGGAGGGAGGGAGAGCAGGAGGGCAGGCAGGCCCAGGAAGCCCUGGGCGGGCUAGCUCGGACCCCAACCCUGACCAUGCUGCGGUUCCCAGUGAAGAAGCUCCGCAAGCAGUUCCGCCUGCUGCUGCUGCUCGUGCUGCUGACCUGUGCCGCGUGGCUCACCUACCUGCACCUGAGCCUCGUGCGCCAGGGCCGAGCCCUUCGGCUGCGCCUCAGCGGAGGCUCCGGCCCAGAUGGAGAGAAGCUGAGUGAGGUCACAGAUGCUGGGAAGGGGGUGGGGGGCCCCCAGGUCGUGUCCCCCCCCAAGAGAUUGGAAGACUCCAGUGAGAGUCUUGAGGAAGACCAGCUGGUGGAGGGGCAGGAGCUGAGCACCUUCCCUGGCCAGACGGGAAAGUCAUCCCCCCUAAACCUCACCCACCAGGUCCCCCUGUGGCAGGAGGAGUACCGGGGGAAGGUUAACCUGCACGUGUUUGAGGACUGGUGUGGGGCCACUGUGGGGAGCCUGAGGAGGAAUCUUCAUUUCCCACUGUUUCCCCAUACCCGCACUACUGUGAAGAAAUUGGCUGUGUCACCCAAGUGGAAGAAUUAUGGACUGCGGAUUUUUGGCUAUAUCCACCCCAGCAGAGAUGGUGAUGUCCAGUUCUCUGUGGCCUCAGAUGAUAACUCUGAGUUCUGGCUGAGCCCAGAUGAAAGCCCAGCAGGUGCCCAGCUUGUGGCCUACGUGGGCAAGACUGGCUCUGAGUGGACAGCGCCAGGGGAGUUCACCAAAUUCAGCUCCCAAGUAUCCAAGCCAAAGCGGCUGUCCUCUUCCCGAAGGUAUUACUUCGAGCUGUUGCACAAACAAGAUGACCAGGGGUCUGACCACGUGGAGGUGGGGUGGCGAGUUUUUCUUCCCGGCCUGAAGUUCGAGCUCAUCGGCUCCUCCCACAUCUCCCUCUACACAGAUGAGUCAACCCUAAAGAUGGAUCACGUGGCCCACGUCCCCCAGUCCCUGGCCAGCCACGUGGACAAGCCGGGCCCACAGCCCAAGGGGCUAGGAGCAGACAUGCUGAGGCCUGAUGCUCGGGACACUUUCUUCCUCACACCAAGGUUGGAGCCGUCCCGUCUGGAGAACGUGCUGGUGCCCUGUGCCUACGCCCCCACCUAUGUGGUCAAGGACUUCCCCAUCGCCCGCUACCAGGGCCUGCAGUUUGUCUACCUCUCCUUUGUUUACCCCAAUGACUUCACUCGACUCACACAUAUGGAAACUAGUAACAAGUGUUUCUACCGGGAGUCACCACUGUACCUGGAGAGGUUUGGGUUUUACAAAUAUAUGAAGAUGGACGAUGAAGACGACAGGGAUGAGGAGGAUGCAGGGCGCGGAGCCUUCCUGUUCCUCGAUUCGGACAGUUUUCUGGAGGAGGAAGAAGAGGAGGCGGAAGCAGAAAGCCCAGAGCCCACAGAAGCCCAGCCCUCCCCAAGCAGGACCACCCCUCCUCCCUGGGGCACGACCGUGAAGAGCAGCCCCCAGCCCCAUCCAAGGAGGGAGAGCCGGCUCGCACGGGCCCUGAGCUGGGCCCACACGGCCCCAGCCACACCCCAGAAUCAUGGCGGAGUCUUGUCUACGUCCCUCUUUCUGGGCCGGGCCCCACCCCCCAGGUCUCCUGCACAGGGGGCUGCCCCACGAUCACCCAAGAAGCCAGAGAAAGUGUAUGUGACAAGGGUCCGCCCUGGGCAGCUCCGGCCCCCUCGGACGCGGCCCCCACGGCCCCGGCCCUGGCUAGCGCAUGGCCCCUGGCAGCCCCCACUGCCUGGCAUCUUUCUCUAUCCCCGCCCCCUUCAGAGGGUGCAUCUGCAGGCGCUUCGCCGGCCUCCAGGCCAUCGGGCCCCAACGGUUGGUCCCACCACAGCCAGGGCGCUAAGGUCCCCAAAUGCUCUCCGGAGGACCUCCAGAGUCAGCUUCACCCAGAGGGCCCUGGACCUGAACACUGGGCUCACAGGCCUGGCCUCAAACACCUCCUCUGAGGGGGGCGAGCCAGUGACCUCUUUCCUUCAUGUAUCGGAGGUGGCCCAGGCCAGGCCGCAAGGGGAAAAGAUGGGGGCGGAGGAGGCUGAGGGUGGCCCAGAGGAGACUGCCACAUCCCAGAACAGUGAAGAGGAGGAGGAGGCCGUCGCCCCGCCCAGGGGCUCCUGGCCUGAGGAUGCUAUCAAUUGGCAGCGAACCUUCAGCGUGGGCGCCAUGGACUUUGAGCUGCUCCGCUCCGACUGGAAUGACCUUCGAUGCAACGUGUCUGGGAACCUUCAGCUGCCCGAGUCAGAGGCUGUGGACGUUGUGGCCCAGUACAUGGAGCGGCUGAAUGCCCUGCAUGAAGGGCGCUAUUCGCUGCUGCGCAUCGUGAACGUGGAGAAGCGCCGGGACUCGGCCCGAGGCAGCCGCUACCUGCUGGAGCUGGAGCUGCAGGAGCGUGGAGGGCACGGACGGCUGCGGCUGUCCGAGUACGUCUUCCUGCGGCUACCACGGGCCCGGGCCGGGGCCGACGGGGAAGACGAGACAGAGGUGGACGGCGAGGGCGACGACGAGGCAGCCCCGGCCCAGACCCCGUCGGAGCUCCCAAGCCACGCUCCCGAGCCCCUGCUCUGCAGGCCAGUUCGGCUCGCCUGGCGCCAGGACGUCAUGGUUCACUUUGUGGUGCCAGUGAAGAAUCAGGCGCGCUGGGUGACCCGCUUCCUCUGGGACAUGGCUUCGCUGCACAAGCUCACGGGCGACACGCGCUUCAGUGUGGUGCUGGUGGAUUUCGACAGCGACGACAUGGACGUGGAGAGGGCGCUGCGGGCGGCACGGCUGCCCCGGUACCAGUACCUGAAGCGUGCCGGGAACUUCGAGCGGGCCUCGGGGCUCCAGGCGGGCGUGGACGCCAUCGAGGACGGCAGCAGUAUCGUGUUCUUGUGUGACCUGCACAUUCACUUUCCCCUCAACAUCCUGGACGGGAUCCGCAAGCACUGCGUGGAAGGAAAACUCGCCUUCGCCCCUGUGGUCAUGCGGCUCAGCUGCGGGAGCUCCCCUGGCGACCCUCAUGGCUACUGGGAAGUGAAUGGUUUCGGUCUCUUCGGGAUCUACAAGUCGGACUUUGACCGAGUUGGGGGCAUGAACACCGAGGAGUUCCGAGACCGCUGGGGCGGCGAGGACUGGGAACUGCUGGACAGGGUCCUGCAGGCUGGCCUGGAGGUAGAGCGACUCCGGCUCCGAAAUUUCUACCAUCACUACCACUCCAAGCGGGGCAUGUGGGAUGCCAGGAGCAAGAGGGGCCCCCAGGACUGAGCUCAGGUUCCCUCUAAGCCUCGGAGUCUGUCAGUGACCCCUUCAAGGGGCCAGGACCCUCAGGGAAGCUCCUCCCUCGGAGGGGAGGGGACUCUGGGAGACAAGCCCUGGCCCCCCUCCACCCAGGCCCUAAAGGAGUCACCCUAAAGGAGUCUGAGAGGUAUCAGACCUUGUUUCCCUUCUGAAAGAAGGCAACCCUGGUGAAGCCCUUCGGGUUAGAGAAGUGGAUACAGCCUUGUCUUAGAGGACCCCCUCACGGGGGAGAGGGGCCAGGGUCCUGGCUUUGGACUGCAAAGUGAGAGAGAGAGGAUAGCACUGGGGUGCCCCCUUUCUGAUGAGCUGGGCAGGCUCUGCAGAGAUAGACCAUUGUGAUUCAGAGAUCAAGGCAGAAGGGGGAAGGGAGGAAAGGACAGCCCCCACUCCCCCUUCCCCCCAGCACCCAGCCUAUUGCAGUGGUUGGUCAGGGGCCCCCCAGAGCACUUGGAGAACAGGUAGCCAUUCCCAAGGACUUGAUCUUGGGGCAAGUGACCAGGGCCCACACUGUGCGAGAUGAUUUCUGUGAAAUUGUGUCCUAGAGAUGAAGUUUUUCACAAUUCCUAACCGUUCUGUCUGUUUGAGUUUUUUAUUCAGAAUAAAAUGAAAUGUUUCAUUUUUUUUCCUGA